UUCCCUACAUGCCUUGAUUUCUGGUUUCUAGAGGUGAUAGAGAUGAUCAAUCAAAGACACGUUCUGAUAGUUUUCAGCAAAUUCUUGCACAUUUCUCGUCUUUGAUGUUAGAGUCACUGAAACACCACCAACAUUUACAACAAAGAACACCGGGUUUACCAAACAGAAAUCAAACCUCCACACUCACUCAGUCUUUGGGAUACUUGGCCUCAUUUUUAUUCUCCAAAUAGCCAUCUGUAUGGCUAUUUGUUGCCGUUUUCUAGCACCCAUCCGAUUGAUUAACCACCCAUGGUGAUUCCCGCGGUUUUAUAAGCUGUCAAUCCUCAAUCAUUCAAGUGUGAAUCUAUCAUGUUUCUCAACGGCGAAUCAAGGACCAUCGAUCAGAAGUCAUGCACUUACACCCCGUGUUAUUGUGAAGAGAACAUUUGGCAUUUGUGUCAACGUAUGAGUCGUGAAAUUCCCCACCAAUUUCAGUCGAGUUGCCAUGUGGUUUUCAUUUCCAAUCCUGAACGUGUUAUCCCCCUAUGGGCUCAGCGAGCCUCCAAACGCGAGGACGGUCUUGUCCUUUGGGACUACCACGUGAUUUUGAUACACGUUCAAGCCCAAGACGGAUCGGUGGUCGUUCUGGAUUUGGACACAACAUUACCGUUUCCUUGCUCCUUAAAAGAGUUUUACACACAAGCUAUUCGGUCCGAAGAAUUUAUUGAAUCUAAAUAUCGCCGCUUCUUCCGAGUGAUCCAAGGUCCCUCGUUUUUGGCACUUUUUGCUUCAGACCGAAGUCACAUGUUGGAUGAUCAAGGCCAAUGGCGUUCUCCGCCUCCUCAAUACCCACCCAUAAAGACAGACUCCAGUUGCAAUAACCUGGAUUGUUUUAUCAACAUGACCUCAACUCAAGAACAGUUUGGCCGUGUCUUGGAUCUACGGGGAUUUUGUAAAGAAUUUGGGUUGCAAUAGAUCGAACUGCGUGAAUGCGCCGGAUCUCUGA
Molecule: messenger RNA, 985 nt
Organism: Tigriopus californicus
Lineage: Eukaryota; Metazoa; Arthropoda; Copepoda; Harpacticoida; Harpacticidae
Product: protein N-terminal glutamine amidohydrolase-like
Exons: 1
Coding region: 349-954 (201 amino acids)
Cellular component (GO): cytosol; nucleus
Molecular function (GO): protein-N-terminal asparagine amidohydrolase activity; protein-N-terminal glutamine amidohydrolase activity
Source: RefSeq, a predicted model, not a curated record